This is a messenger RNA of Cydia amplana, 684 nucleotides long. RefSeq lists its product as uncharacterized. NCBI's taxonomy places the organism in Eukaryota, Metazoa, Arthropoda, Insecta, Lepidoptera, Tortricidae. Bases 1 to 684 code for a protein of 227 amino acids. The transcript is spliced from 3 exons. The record is from RefSeq and is a predicted model, not a curated record.
AUGAGUGAUGAAAAACUAAGUGGUUCGGCUCCUGAUCUUUCUUCAGAAAACCCAGCACAUGAAGAAAGAAUGAUCGCCAAUCGCCGCAAGCGCGGCCAUAACGAUGAAUUCACGGAAGCCUUCGCCCAGUUCACAAGCCAGAUAAAAACUAUGAUGAAAGAUUGGAAGGUCGAGUUCACACAAGAAACUUCGCAAAUUAACGACAAACUAAACAAGCUACAAGACUCUUCUCAAGAACUGAAUGACCAAUACGAUGCUGUCGCAAAGAAGUUAGAAGACCAAUCAAAAGAAAUUAAGGCCAUCUCCACCAUGAACGCGGAAAUAACCGAACUUAAAAAGCAGAAUAUGAAACUCUUGUCUGAUUUCAACUCUAAUGAGCAAAGAGAUAGAUUGCUAAACAUCGAAAUAGUGGGUGUACCUGAAACCAACAACGAGGACCUGACUGGAGUAAUACUGAAAUUGGGUGAAUGUACUGAAGUACACUUAACAAUAGCCGAUAUCAUUCAAGUUAACAGAGUAACGCCCAAAUUGAAGAUUCAAGGCAGACCUAGAAAUAUUAUCGCCAAACUGCGUAUGCGUCAACUUAAGGACAACAUUAUCUCUCAAGCUCGGAAAUGUCGCUUAAGUACCAAGGAUCUGGACAUUCAAGGCAAGGUAUAUCCGACAAACAGCAUGGGUUCUUGA